This is a messenger RNA of Leopardus geoffroyi (Geoffroy's cat), 2798 nucleotides long. RefSeq names its product Pim-1 proto-oncogene, serine/threonine kinase (gene PIM1). The transcript is spliced from 6 exons. Bases 474 to 1415 code for a protein of 313 amino acids. Lineage: Eukaryota; Metazoa; Chordata; Mammalia; Carnivora; Felidae. Gene Ontology annotation, molecular function: ATP binding; protein serine/threonine kinase activity. Gene Ontology annotation, cellular component: cytoplasm. Gene Ontology annotation, biological process: negative regulation of apoptotic process; protein autophosphorylation. The record is from RefSeq and is a predicted model, not a curated record.
GCCCCAUCCCCGCCCGCCCGCGACCCCCCCCGCCACCGCCGGCGCGCUCCGCCCCUUUACUCCUGGCGGCUGGGCGAGCCGGGCGUCUGCUGCAGCGGCCGCGGUGGCGGAGGAGGCCCGACAGGACUUGGCGGCGGCGGCGGCGGUGGCGGCGGCGGCGGGACCGGCAGCAGCAGCAGCAGCUACAAGCUCCCAGUGCCGCGGCGCUGCCGCACGAGCCCCACGAGCCGCCCACCCCGCCGCCCUCGGCGCUGACUGACCCCGCCGGCGUGUCCGCUAGCCGCCAGCCCCGGCAGCGCCCCCAGUCGUCCUCCGACUCGCCCUCGGCCUUCCGCGCCAGCCGCAGCCGCAGCCGCAACGCCAGCCGCAGCCUCAGCUCCAGCCAUCGGCACAGCCACCGGCAUAACCCCAGCCCCAGCUCCUGCUGCAGCUCCUCCAGACACAGUCCCUACGCCGACACCCUGGAGGUUGGGAUGCUCUUGUCCAAAAUCAACUCGCUUGCCCACCUGCGCACCGCGCCCUGCAACGACCUGCACGCCACCAAGCUGGCGCCCGGCAAGGAGAAGGAGCCCCUGGAGUCGCAGUACCAGGUGGGCCCGCUACUGGGCAGCGGCGGCUUCGGCUCGGUCUACUCAGGCAUCCGGGUCGCCGACAACUUGCCGGUGGCCAUCAAGCACGUGGAGAAGGACCGGAUUUCCGAUUGGGGAGAGCUGCCCAAUGGCACCCGAGUGCCCAUGGAAGUGGUCCUGCUGAAGAAGGUGAGCUCGGGCUUCUCCGGCGUCAUUCGGCUCCUGGACUGGUUUGAGAGGCCCGACAGUUUCGUCUUGAUCCUGGAGAGGCCCGAGCCGGUGCAAGACCUCUUCGACUUUAUCACGGAAAGGGGGGCUCUGCAGGAGGAGCUGGCCCGCAGCUUCUUCUGGCAGGUGCUGGAGGCUGUGCGGCACUGCCACAACUGCGGGGUGCUCCACCGCGACAUCAAGGACGAGAACAUCCUCAUCGACCUCAAUCGCGGCGAGCUCAAGCUCAUCGACUUCGGGUCGGGGGCGCUGCUCAAGGACACCGUCUACACGGACUUCGAUGGGACCCGAGUGUAUAGUCCCCCAGAGUGGAUCCGCUAUCAUCGCUACCAUGGCAGGUCGGCCGCCGUCUGGUCUCUGGGGAUCCUGCUGUAUGAUAUGGUCUGUGGAGAUAUUCCUUUUGAGCAUGAUGAAGAGAUCAUCAGGGGCCAAGUGUUCUUCAGGCAGAGGGUCUCUUCAGAGUGUCAGCAUCUCAUUAGAUGGUGCUUGGCCCUGAGACCGUCAGAUCGGCCAUCCUUCGAAGAAAUCCAGAACCAUCCCUGGAUGCAAGAUGUCCUUCUGCCCCAGGAAACAGCCGAGAUCCAUCUGCACAGCCUGUCACCAGGGCCCAGCAAAUAGCAGCUUUUCUGGCAGGUCUUCCCCUCCCCCUCAGAUGCUCGAGGGAGGGGAAGCUUCUGUUUCCAGCUUCCCAGACUACCAGUGACACUUCUCGCCAAGCAGGACAGUGCUUGAUAACAGGAACAACAUUUACAAUUCAUUCCAGACCCCAGGCCCCUGGAGGUUGCCUCCCAACAGUGGGGGAAGAGACUCCUCUCCAGGCGUCCUAGGCCUCAACUCCUCCCGUAGAUGCUCUCUCCUAUUCAAAGAGGUCCGGCUUGGCUGGACUCUGCAAAAUCCUGGGGGGGGGGGGGGGGGAGGGGGGAGGGUCAGAACCCUGCCAUGGAACUGUUCCCUUCAUCACGAGUUCUGCUGAAUGCCGCGAUGGGUCGGGUAGGGGGGAAACGGGUUGGGGUAGGAUAGGACUAGCAACAUUUGAAGUCCCUGUCACCUCUUCCGACUCUUCUGAGUGCCUUCUGUGGGGACUCCGGCUGUGCUGGGAGAAAUACUUGAACUUGCCUCUUUUACCUGCUGCUUCUCCAAAAAUCUGCCUGGGUUUGGUUCCCUAUUUUUCUCUCCUGUCCCCCUCCCCCCAUCCUUCCUAUGAAAGGUGCCAUGGAAGAGGCUACAGGGCCAAACGCUGAGCCACCUGCCCCUUUUCUGCCUCCUUUUAGUAAAACUCCGAGUGAACUGGUCUUCCUUUUUGGUUUUUACUUAACUGUUUCAAAGCCAAGACCUCACACACACAAAAAUGCACAAACAAUGCAAAUCAACAGAAAAACUGUAAAUGUGUGUACAGCCGGCAUGGGUAGUGUACAAAAGGAUUGUAGUUGAUUGAGUUUUUUUUUAAAUUUUGCCUUUAAGUUAUUUUACCUGUUUUUGUUUUCUUUUCUUUCUGUCUUUCUUUCUUUCUUUUUUUUUUUUUUUUGGAAAAGAUGCGCAUUCUAACCUGGAGGUCAACGUUAUGUAUUUAUUUAUUUAUUUAUUUGGUUCCCUUCCCUGCUCCAAGCUUCCACGGCUGCUGCCAUAGUUUCUUUCCUCCUUUCCUCCUCUGACUUGGGGACCUUUAGGGGAGGGCUCGCUCUGUUCGUAGGGUGACGGGACUCAGGCGGGACAGCUGCUGCGGCUCCCUGACUGCUGCGGGGCCCCCUCACCUACUCGCCCAAGUGGGUAUGGGUUCCGUGGGGGAGGGGAAGGGGCAUUGCUGACUGGUGUACAUAGGAUGGAUAUAUGAAAAGCAGUUCUGGAUGGUGUGCCUUCCGGAUCCUCUCUGGGGCUGUGUUUUGAGCGGUGUGUAGCCUGCUGGUUUUAUCCGAGUGAAAUACUGUACAGGGGAAUAAAAGAGAUCUUAUUAUUUUUUUUUUUUUAUACUUGGCGUUUUUUGAAUAAAAACCUUUGUCUUAA